UUUUGGAGUUGGAUAUAUUCGGGGCUUCUAAAAUACUUAAAAAUCUCCAUUAAUUCGCAUGGAGGAAUCUUUUUGAACGAUGUAUUGUGCCUUUAGAUCAUCUACUUUUCUGCUAAGAGCUUCUCGAGGGAUUUCGUCCAAAGGAACUAGAUUUGAUAUACCUCUAAAUUGUGGACUUGUUCCUGCCUUGCAAGGCUUCACGAGCGCAAAACAUGGCCAUUUUUUGACUAACAAUUACUCUACAAAUCUAAAGAAAAUACAAGACUCUAAAGAAAUCAUCUACAGAUACAAAUGGAUCAAACAACUACGUUUUAUAUCACGGGUUAAGAUUGUACACGUAUUUAUUGUCGGUGGUUUAACAGGACCAAUGUCAUACUGGUUCAAUCAAGGAAUCAUAUCUGGAUCAGUUCUUGUCACUAGUAUUUUUGCUGCUACUGCAACUACUGCUGGACUAUUUGCUCUCAGUUAUUUCUUCCGUAGAGUCAUUGGAGAACUGUCUUUUGAUCCAAUCAAGGAAGAGAUCACGAUUUCUUCUCUGACAUUCUGGGGUAACCGAAGAAACUUAGUUGUUCCCAUAUCAAACUUCAUUCCUUUGAGUGACAGAGAUUUUGAUCCCAAGAAUUUGUUUCACAGGGUUGAAUUGUAUGGCAAUGACUUUGUAUAUCUUUUGAACUUGCGUCAUGGAAGGGUUUACGAUAGUGAGAGGUUGCUGCAAUUGUUAGGAAUUCUCCAAGAAAGGGUCAAAAAUGCAGACAGUUAUAAACCAGCCUCUGGGCACAUUGUUGAAGUUGAGUCAGGGGAUACGGUAGGAAGAAGUUGAGAAGACUUUAAAGUAAUUUCUGUACAAAACUUGUGGUAUGACCAUGCUGUGACUGUGACAGCGGUCAGAGGAUCGUGAUUUGAUGAGUGGUAAUCUUGCGCAGUGUCAUUAGUUCAAAGCUUGUCGGCAAUUCUGUACCACAGCACUGGAGUGCGCCACAUGGCAUGCCAAUUUGCAGUCCUAAAAAAUCCAUGUCAAUGCAACCAACAAGUUUGUCUAAACAAAAAUGUCUUUUUCAUUUAUUUAUUUUUUACAUUUUCCCAAAGA
This is a messenger RNA of Actinia tenebrosa (Australian red waratah sea anemone), 1087 nucleotides long. Its product is annotated as transmembrane protein 186. The record is from RefSeq and is a predicted model, not a curated record. Gene Ontology annotation, cellular component: mitochondrion. Lineage: Eukaryota; Metazoa; Cnidaria; Anthozoa; Actiniaria; Actiniidae.